AGAUCGUCUCAGUUGGACCAGUCAGGCAUCGCUAAGUGAGCAAUAAUAUGAAAAGCAAAACAAUUUUCUGUUUAAAUUGUUCUUAAACGUUUCUAAGUCACUAAGUUAAUAAGUCAAUAAAUGCCGCAGCGUUAUUGCCGCACUUGCGGCCAGUUCAUCUUCUGUUCAACACCCAGGAAUCUCUUCCAGGAGCCCGAUUCCGUGAUGCUGCACCAGAUCGAGGCUUUGACUGGAUUGUUUUUGCUCUGCGGAUCCGGAGACGAGUCCGAUCUGCCCACUUUCAUUUGCUCACCCUGCGAAAUGGACCUGCAGGUGGCGAUUUCCUUUCGGGAACGCGUGAUACACACCCAGAACACACUGCAAAACAGUCCCAACGUGGGGGUCAUGGACUUAAACGAAGCCGUCGUGGUUGGUGUGGAGGAGGAGCUUCAGUACACCGAGGAAGUGACCGAAGUCGAGGUCAUAGACAUGCUACCCGAGGAACAGCUGCCGGAGGAGGCGGAAGAGCCGCUCGAAAUAUGUGAGCAGCACGAGGAGCCCGAGGUAGAGAUUCCUGCGCAGCAGAAGGAGCUCCGCAGAAGUGCAAAGACCACGCCCACAGUCUUCCCCUCCCUAAAGUUUGCGGACAACAGCCAGGCCCAUAAUAGCCACAAACCCCGUACCCAUUGGGGCAGGCUCACCGAGGACGAAGUGGUGGCCCUGAAGCGGGAGCGACGCAAGAGGGAGUGCAUAUGCGAACAGUGCGGCCGGCACUUCUCCUGCCCCAGCAACUUCAAGCUGCACCUUCUUCGACACACCGGCGUGAAGAGCUUCGCCUGCGACCAGUGCUCCCAGAAAUUCUACACUGGUACACUUCUGCGGCGCCACCAAGCCCUGCACGCAGGAACUGCUCCGUAUCAGUGUCGCUACUGCGAGGCAACCUACAGCAACGCCAGCGGACGCAUCCAGCACGAACGCAUGCGCCAUACGAAUGUGAAGCCAUUCAAGUGCAAGGAUUGUGAUAAAAGCUUUGCCAUGAGCGGAAAACUCCGGACGCACAUGCUAAGUCACACGGGAGUGCGCGCGUUCCACUGCGAGUCCUGCAAAGUCUCCUUCGUUCGCCGCUCCCACCUGGCAGCCCACUUCCGCUCCAAGGGGCACGCCCACGUACUAAGCGCCCAGGAGGCGCUGUGUAAUCCUGUGGAACUGGACGUAGAGGCAAAUACGUAAAUGUGGAUGCAGACAACGACUAAGACUUCAUUAAGCAAAAGAAAUUUACCAAAUGAGGAUCCUAAGAUGAAUAAGAUGUUAAAAGAUAAUUCUGCUGGGGAUCUCGAAAGUAAAAAUCUGUAGCUUAGAUUAUAUUCAGACUAGCUUUAAUACUCAAUGUUAUUUAUAUUCAUCGAAUACAGGAUAUGUGCAAAAAAGGCUGUGUUAAAUA
Drosophila santomea is the source of this 1420-nucleotide messenger RNA. Its product is annotated as transcription factor Ouib. Bases 121 to 1209 code for a protein of 362 amino acids. The transcript has 4 exons. Gene Ontology annotation, molecular function: RNA polymerase II transcription regulatory region sequence-specific DNA binding; zinc ion binding; DNA-binding transcription factor activity, RNA polymerase II-specific. Gene Ontology annotation, biological process: regulation of transcription by RNA polymerase II. Lineage: Eukaryota; Metazoa; Arthropoda; Insecta; Diptera; Drosophilidae. The record is from RefSeq and is a predicted model, not a curated record. Gene Ontology annotation, cellular component: nucleus.